This is a messenger RNA of Penicillium macrosclerotiorum, 1317 nucleotides long. RefSeq names its product putative sulfate/molybdate transporter. The record is from RefSeq and is a predicted model, not a curated record. Lineage: Eukaryota; Fungi; Ascomycota; Eurotiomycetes; Eurotiales; Aspergillaceae. Bases 1 to 1317 code for a protein of 438 amino acids. The transcript has a single exon. Gene Ontology annotation, molecular function: molybdate ion transmembrane transporter activity. Gene Ontology annotation, biological process: molybdate ion transport.
AUGACGGCGACGACGCUGCGGGAAAUCUCCGCACACAAUCUGCGCACCUUCAAGCAACAUUAUGUCUCUGAAAUCUCCGGGUCGCUGGGGGACCUGGGGACCUUCCUGCCUAUCGCGAUUGCCCUCGCCGUGAAUGGGACUGUGUCGUUGGCCAGCACGUUGAUCUUCUCCGGCUUUUAUAAUAUUCUGACAGGGCUGUUCUUUGGCAUCCCGCUACCCGUCCAACCGAUGAAAGCUAUUGCGGCCGUCGCCAUCGCGCGCAGCUUCUCCAGUGGCUCCAUUGCUGCGGCGGGUAUCUUCGUGGGUGCCUGCAUUCUGGUCUUCAGCCUCACUGGACUGCUGCGCUGGUUCGCCAAUGUGAUCCCGAUCCCUGUUAUUAAGGGUAUCCAGGUGGGCGCGGGCUUGUCGCUGAUUAUCUCUGCCUGCAGUGGCAUUCUCCGUCCGCUGGGCUGGAUCAGCCCCUCAUGGGCCGACAAUCGAAUCUGGGGGAUUGUGGCAUUUGUCGCCCUGAUCGUCACCAACGUAUAUCGAAAGGUCCCCUAUGCACUGGCAUUGUUUGUCCUCGGUCUCGUCUUUGCGAUCAUCCGCGCCGCAGUAGCCCUCCAUUUACCGCAUUUCGAAAUCUGGCAUCCGUGGAUUGUCAUCCCGGGUCCUCAUCAAUGGCGCGUGGGUGCAGUGGACGCAGGAAUUGGCCAGAUUCCACUGACAACUCUGAACUCUAUCGUAGCGGUUGUUCAUCUGGCGAACGACCUCCUGCCAAAUGUUCGAACGCCGUCAAUCACACACAUUGGACUCAGUGUCGCUGGCAUGAAUCUGUUGGGUUGCUGGUUUGGUGCAAUGCCUGUGUGCCAUGGAUCGGGUGGUCUCGCGGCACAAUACCGCUUUGGUGCGCGCUCAGGUGCCAGUGUGAUCUUCUUGGGCGUGCUGAAACUCAUUAUCGGUGUCCUCUUCGGAGAAUCUCUGGUUGAUUUGCUGCAGCGCUUCCCGAUGGCAUUUCUGGGUGUGAUGGUCAUUGCUGCCGGCUUAGAGCUAGUGAGCGUUGGUGAAAGCCUGAAUACUUCUGGUGCGAGAGACCUAGGCCAGCCCGCCAGUGGGAUACUCGGCCAUGCAGAGCAGCACCUAAGUCCCGUCUUGAGCGAUGAAGAGCGCCAUCGUCGCUGGACGGUCAUGAUGGUCACUGUCGGCCUGCUGGUUGGAUUCAAGAAUGAUGCUAUUGGUUUCAUAGCCGGCAUGUUGGUCCAUUGGGCCUAUGAGAUCCCUGGCUGGUGGGGAAAAGCUCGCAGCCGCUGGUCUCAGGGACGUCUCCGUCUGCGCUAG